Molecule: messenger RNA, 213 nt
Organism: Triticum turgidum subsp. durum (durum wheat)
Lineage: Eukaryota; Viridiplantae; Streptophyta; Magnoliopsida; Poales; Poaceae
Source: the annotation of a GenBank genome assembly
AUGGGCGCAGGGUUGAUUGACGCGGACUACCGCGGCCUGGUGGGCAGUGUGCUCUUCAACGACUCGGAGGUGGACUUGGUUGUGAAGACCGGCGACCGCGUCGCACAAAUGAUCAUCCAGGUAAUCUCGACGCCGGAGGUCGCCGAGGAGGAGGACCUCGACGCCACAGUUCGGGGGGAGGUCCGCCUGCAUCUAAACUCUGAGUCUUGGUAG